Molecule: messenger RNA, 1551 nt
Organism: Sycon ciliatum
Lineage: Eukaryota; Metazoa; Porifera; Calcarea; Leucosolenida; Sycettidae
Exons: 2
Coding region: 11-1057 (348 amino acids)
Molecular function (GO): nucleotide binding; nucleic acid binding
Source: RefSeq, a predicted model, not a curated record
ACCGGAAGUGAUGAGAACAUUCUCAGAUAAGCUAUCACCAUACCAACAAGCACUUGUGGAGGAGCUCAAAGUGUCAGCCGUAGAUGGAGUCAAGUUGACACCCAGUCUCCUACCCAAGUCCAAGUAUGUGUUACACUACCGUACACAGCAGCUGUAUUCGCGUCUGGGCAUGGUGGUGACCGCUGUUCACAAGGUGUUGGGAUUUCAGCAGAGUGCCUGGAUGGCUCCCUACAUCAAUCUGAACACUGCACUUCGCACGAGGGCUACAACCGACUUUGAGAAGAGCUUUUACAAGCUGAUGAACAACUCAGUCUUUGGCAAGACGAUGGAGAACGUUCGUAAUCGAAUACGCAUCGAUCUCUUGCGAGAAGAAAGUGAGGAGCAGGUACUGAGGGCAGUGAGCAAGCCUACAUAUGUGCGGCACGACAUUUUCCCGAACGGGCUUGUCGGAAUAGAAAAGCAGCACACUGAGAUCAAGCUCAACAAGCCGGUCUAUGUGGGUAUGUCGAUACUAGACCUGUCAAAGGUACACAUGUACUCCUUCUACUACGAUGUGCUGAAGGAGCAGUAUGGUAGCAGAAUCCGGCUGUUGUACACCGACACCGACUCUGUUAUUGUGCACAUCACCACCGGUGAUGUUUAUGCAGAGAUGGAUCUGUCUCUGUAUGACACCAGCAACUUUCCCACUGACCAUCCUCAGUACACUUCUGCCAAUAAGAAAGUGGUUGGCAAAUUCAAAGAUGAGCUUGGUGGGAAAUCCAUGGUGGAGUUUGUAGGUCUAAGAUCGAAGAUGUACUCCUACAUCGGACAGGAAUCGGCCAAACGGGCCAAGGGUGUGCGAAAGGCAGUCCUGGCAAAUACCAUCACCCACAAGGACUAUGUAGAUGCACUGCUCAGUCAUCGUGUGUCUUCCAGGCCUAUGACGGGUCUCCGAUCACAUUGCCACACAGUGUAUGAGGAGGUAACCACCAAGGUGGCAUUGUCUCCAUUCGACUGCAAGCGGUACAUACUGGAUGAUGGCAUGGCCACACUUGCAUAUGGUCACAAGGACAUUUAAUGGACAGGACCCCACAUUGAACAUGUUUCAUCAUUUUCAUACAAAAACUCCCCGCCGUUCUUCUGUCAUUAAUUCCUCCUAUCUUGGCGUGUCGGGCCGGCUCCAACAAUAUACAUUUUUUGUUAAAUAUUUCAGGCUUGUGCCUCAAUCAUAUUGCAGGAUAUAGUGCAUCGUGCGGUAUAAUAAUCUUCAUUGUAUCAUCAAAUAUUACCCUACACACUUUGGUUUGCAGUGUGUGCACAGCAUAGUCCAUAUAUCAUCAAAUUGAUCAAGUUCAGUAUCUGCGGGCAUACAUUUCCCCAGCUUGAGAAAAUGCUUAUAUACUUGCGUAAAUUUAUGCUCACAAUGAUUACAUUAAAAUGAGAUUAACUCUGCCACACAUUAUAUUACCAGACACUGUUGUUGUUGUUGUCGUCGUCGUUGUUGUUGUUGUUGUUGUUGUUGUUGUUGGUUGUUGUUGGCUGUUGUUGGCUGUUGUUGGCUGUUGUCGGUUG